CUGGGUGUUUAUAAGAGAUGAUUGGAGGCUCCGCAUUGAAUAACCAUAGGUAUAUGGAAUAACACUGCAAUAUGAAGAGCUUUUUCAUCAUUGUGGCAACGGUUUCGGCGAUAGCUAUUUCAGUUUGUCAAUCUCAGUCGGCAUGUUUAUCUGGGUACUUUGAGUGUGAACAAGCCAGGCCAGGGCAGAGUCCCUGCAUUCCUCCACAAAAAGUCUGCGAUGGAGUGAGUGACUGUGAAUUUGCCGAGGAUGAAGGGCAAGAUGGCUGUAUAAUUAGUGUGGUAUGUUCCAGAGGAGAAUUUCAGUGUGAUAAUGGAAUUUGCAUUCCACUCGCAUGGAAGUGUGACCAUAACAAUGACUGCGGUGAUGGCUCUGAUGAAGGCAAUUUCUGCGGUUAUCGCAUUUGCUACGCAUCUGAGUUUACUUGUGGUAAUGGACGUUGUAUAGAUCCAAACUUACGGUGCAAUGGAUAUGAUGAUUGCAGAGAUAAUUCAGAUGAAGUCAACUGUGAGCCAAGCACCUGUGCAUCAAGUGAUUAUGUUUGCUCAGAUGGAGCAUGUGUCUCUGAAGACAAACUUUGUAAUAUACUUUAUGAUUGUAGUGACAGAACAGAUGAAUACAAUUGUGGUGUUAAUGAGUGUUUACUAUCUAGUAACAUGUGUCAGCAAAUUUGUGUUAAUACGCCAAAUUCUUUCAAAUGUGAUUGCGCUAGCGGCUACAAACUAAAGUCAGAUGCUGUUAGUUGCGAAGAUAUAAAUGAAUGUUUGGAGGAACCGUGGGUGUGUAGUCAGACGUGUAUUAAUUUAGUUGGAUCACAUUCAUGUGGGUGUGUUGCUGGUUAUAAUUUAAUGACUGCUGGAAGCUGUAUACAUAUUGAUGAUACGGAGCCCUACCUAAUAUUUAGUAAUCGAUACUAUGUUCGCCAACUUGGCCUUGAUGGGGAUGACUACAAACUCCUGUCCGAUGAAUUCUAUCUUGUUGCCGCAACUGACUUUGAUAUAGUUCGUGGUGAGAUGUACAGUAUAGACUACAUAGCACAGCAAAUCAUACGUUCAAAGCUAGAUGGAUCUGCACGGCUGACAGUCGUCACACACGAUAUUCAGGAGGGGGAAGGCAUUGCUGUUGAUUGGGUUGGCAGGAAGCUGUAUUGGACUGACCGUGGCUUAGAUAUGAUAGAGGUUGCCAAUCUAGACGGGACAUCCAGAAAAACACUUAUACGAGAUAACCUGUUUGAUCCUAGAGCAAUAAUUGUUGAUCCAAGGGAUGGCUACCUGUACUGGUCUGAUUGGGGAUUAAGACCAUACAUCGGAAGAGCGGGUAUGGAUGGAUCAAAUCCAAUAGAGUUUCAUGACGAUCUGGUUGGCUGGCCAAAUGGGCUGACAAUCUGUUUUGCAACCAAUAAGCUCUACUGGGUUGAUGCUCACCUUGACCAUAUAGUCUAUUCAAAUUUGGAUGGAACUGGUAUUACACUACUUCUGGACGAGGGCGUGGGUCAUCCGUUUGCUGUCACUGUUUUUGAAGAUUACGUUUAUUGGACUGACUGGAAUGUUAAGACUAUUAACAGGGCAAACAAACUGAAUGGAAGACAUGCCGAAAUCCUAAAAACUACGAUUCACCGGCCAUUUGAUAUACAUGUAGUUCACCCUCUGCGACAAGAUACAACUAUCAAUAACCCAUGUGGUGCCAAUAACGGCGGGUGUAGUCACCUAUGUCUUCUUGUUCCAUCGACCAUCGAAGGACAUACAACCUUUUCGUGCGCAUGUCCAAAUAACUUUGAGUUGAGGCCUGAUAGAAAAACCUGUGAGGCACAGUGCACUAAUCAGCAGUUUAAAUGCACUGACAAUGACAAAUGUAUACCUUCAUACUGGAUGUGCGACGGUGAGCUUGACUGUCACGACGGCUCAGAUGAACCUGAUACAUGUGCCCAUAGGUCAUGCACUCCAGGUCAGUUUCAAUGUGAUAAUGGAGCAUGCAUUGUAGCCAACUUUUUAUGUGAUGAUGAAGAUGAUUGCGGUGAUCAUUCAGACGAGGAUCAUUGUGACACCAGUGAGUGUAAUCCUUGGGAAUUCCGCUGUAACAACGGACAAUGUAUCAACCAGCAAGAGGUCUGCCAGCAAAGAAAACAUUGUGCUGAUGGUUCUGAUGAACACGCGGUGACAUGCAAUAACAGAAACUGUUCUCUUGGGUACUUCCAAUGUGACAAUGGAUACUGCAUCCCAGAUUCCUGGUACUGCGAUCUUGACAAUGAUUGUGGUGAUAGCAGUGAUGAGCCUCAUCACAUAUGCCAGAGUGGGACUUGUCCUACUGGUUGGUUUUCAUGUGUCAAUAACUAUCGUUGUAUUCCUGAAUAUGCCGUGUGUGAUGGUAUUGACCAUUGCCGUAGUGGUGGUUCUGAUGAAUGGUUCUCCAUGUGCAGGGCUCGAACUUGCAGUCCAGAUGAGUUCCGUUGCAGUAAUAACAAAUGUAUUCCUUUACGAUGGCAGUGUGAUUAUGAUGAUGAUUGUGGUGAUAAUACAGAUGAAGUUAACUGCAACUAUAGAGCCUGCAGUGAAAGUGAGCAUGAAUGUUCGACUGGUUUUUGCAUUCCUUGGUAUCAAAUUUGUAAUUACGAAGAGGAUUGUGCAGAUGGAUCUGAUGAAGAAAAGUGCAGUGAAAGAGAUUGUGGGUUCAAUUUCCACCAAUGUGCGUCGGGACACUGCAUCCCAGAUGCAUAUGUUUGUGAUCGUUAUCCCGAUUGUUUCGGUGGCGAUGAUGAAGCAAGUUGCAAUAGCACACAAUGCAAUGAGGGUGAAUUUAGUUGUAGCAAUGAUGUCUGUGUUCCUGUAAGGUAUGUUUGUGAUGGAGAUAAUGACUGUGGUGAUAAUAGUGAUGAACAACAAAACUGUGCUGAAUGCCCUGCAGAUAAAUUUACAUGCUUAUCGACCGGUUCUUGCAUACAUAGUAUCUUGAAAUGCAAUGGUUUUGAGGAUUGCGACGAUGGUUCUGAUGAAACGGACACAUCUUGCAUUCCUCACCCAAAGGUUUGCGAACCAGACGAGUUUAAGUGCGAGAACUCUCGGUGUGUGCCAGUAAUUGAUGUUUGCAACACGUUUGAUAAUUGUGGUGAUAACUCAGAUGAACAUGGUUGCCACAAAAACACUGGUGGAGUAAAUGAAUGCGAGCCUGGUGGAAUUGCUAAUUGUGAAAGAGUUUGCACCGAUUUAGAAGAUGGAUUUGCAUGUUCGUGUGGAGAGGGAUACAGACUAAGUGAUGUGGAUAAGUUCAGCUGUAUAGAUUACAAUGAGUGUGAUGACAACCCAUGCCAUCAGGUGUGUGUGAAUACCAAAGGUAACUACAGCUGCCAAUGUGCUGUAGGCUACGUUGAUGCAAGCAGUGACGGCACAAAUUGUAAACCAGAAACUGGAGAUGAGUAUCUUAUAUUCACCGAUGGACCUUACAUUAAUCUCUAUCACUUCAACACUCGACAAAUUGAGGAAUUUUCUUCAGACCAAGGAAGAAUAGAAGAUUUGGAUUAUGAUGCAACAACUAGUGAGCUGUACUGGAUUAAUUCUCAAAGCUCUGAAAUCAUGCGAUCUAACUUAGCAGGUACCAAUCGGGGUCAGCUUCAAGAGAUCAGAGAUCAAUUGAUCCGGCCUAGAGGAAUAGCAUGCGAUUGGGUUGCUGGGAACAUCUACUGGACUGAUUGGGGAGAUUCGGAUAUUCUUGAAACUCGCAGAAGACGUGCUCUUAGUGCAAAACCAAGUAUAUCUGUUGCCGACAAAGAUGGAAACUAUUCUAGAAUCUUAUUGGAUACCGACCUCGACAAGCCAUUCUCUAUUGUGGUUAAUCCUGCAAAAGGCCUCAUUUAUUGGGUGGAACAAGGAGAAUUCCCUAAAAUUGAGGUAGCAUGGAUGAAUGGAGAGAACCGAGAAGAACUUGUAACUCGUGACCUAAUUGAGCCUACUGGUUUAACUAUUGACUUCGCUAACUACCAGACUGUGUAUUUUGCUGACCGGAAGGAGAACUUGAUUUUCUCAAUGAAUUUCGAUGGCAGUAAUGCCAGAGCCAUCAAGGGUGGAGAUUUAUUAAACCCUUAUCAAAUGGAUGUCUUUGGAAUUUAUUUCUAUUGGUCAACUAGUAGUUUUAAAGAAGCAGGUCAAAUCUUAAAUUCAGAUAAGCUUCGCAGUGACAUAAGUAUGACAGUACCUAGUAUUGGUCGACAUGCUGCACUCAAAAUAUACCAUAAAGAAAGAUAUCCUUCAUUUUCAAAUCCAUGUGCAAAUCACCCAUGUAGUCACCUUUGCCUGAUAGUGCCUGAAGGAAAUGGUGCAGAGGACAUGGAUUAUCAGUGUGCUUGUCCAGAUGGCUUUGGAUUUAUUGAUGAAAAUACUUGUGUUAAAGGAGUUGAUGAAUGCAAUUCCAACCCUUGCCGAAAUGGUGGUACAUGCUCAAGAACAGUAUCUGGAUACAAAUGCUCAUGUUUAGACAAUUAUGAUGGUGUCAACUGCGAAGAUGUAAUUAUUAUUACAUGUAAUUGCGGUUAUGGUGAAUGUAUUGAAAACAAUAUGUGCUUGUGCAAUGAUGGUACUAUAAGGGAUAUCUGUGAUGAAGAAAAUGAGGUUGGUAAAAACACAGAUGAUGAAAAAGUCUCCCAUCAACUAGUCCCCAUUCUGUCUGGGCUCUUAGCAUUGGCUAUCAUUGUGAUUGUCUGCAUAGUUUUGUUUAUCCUUCUCAGAAGGAAAAGACUGAUGAGUUCAAGUAAUACUGUAGUAUCCUAUAGGACAGGGCCAAAUGUUUCUGCUGUAUCAACUGGUAUCGGCGGCGAUGAUAUGGGUGUUGAAAAUCCAACGUACACAACCAUUGGAGCCAUCGGUGGUGGCCUUAACGAGAAGGUACCAAUUGACGAAAAGUAUCCCCAUCUACCACCGGAUCUUCUACAUAUGGCAUAUGGUAACACCCAUCCAGUCGCGGUCGGCCUCUCUGUUGAACCUCCUCCUGCAUAUACUGCUGUUGAUGAUGAUGUCAAGAAAUAGGGCUGUACAACUGUGUUACCUACAAAAUACGAGAUGGUGGUGGUGUGUGUUUGCAAGCAUUUUUGUGUCUGGCCUGAAUGCUGUGUUUAGAAUUUGUGUCUAUACAUAAUGAAAAAUAUUUUGAUAAAUUUAUAUAAAUCUAUAGAUUAAUAAUUAAUGCAAUAAUGAUCUUAAAAUACAUUAUAAAAAUAUGUAGAUUAUUACAAAUAUAUUUUACAAUGGGUAUCACAUGGAUGACACCCUCUUAUAUUAAAUGAAAUAUAAUAUAAUGAGGAAGAAUAAUUCUUCUUUUUCUUAAAUCAGAUAAAAAAAACACCUUGAUAUAUAUCCAACUAUUUUUGUAAAGAUAUCAAUUUAGUUAAACUAAAUAAUGAACAAACUGAAAAUGUAGAUUUUUUGAGACAAAC
Messenger RNA from Anneissia japonica, 5419 nucleotides. Its product is annotated as low-density lipoprotein receptor-related protein 2-like. Gene Ontology annotation, molecular function: calcium ion binding; protein binding. The record is from RefSeq and is a predicted model, not a curated record. NCBI's taxonomy places the organism in Eukaryota, Metazoa, Echinodermata, Crinoidea, Comatulida, Comatulidae. The coding region runs from base 72 to 5012 and encodes 1646 amino acids. The transcript is spliced from 36 exons.